Molecule: messenger RNA, 1383 nt
Organism: Cheilinus undulatus (humphead wrasse)
Lineage: Eukaryota; Metazoa; Chordata; Actinopteri; Labriformes; Labridae
Product: nuclear factor 7, brain-like
Exons: 1
Coding region: 1-1383 (460 amino acids)
Molecular function (GO): zinc ion binding; protein binding
Source: RefSeq, a predicted model, not a curated record
AUGGCGUCUAAGUUAGAGGAUGAUCUGAGCUGCUCAAUCUGCCUGGAUAUCUUUAAAGAUCCUGUCUUCCUGUCCUGCUGCCACAGCUUCUGUAGAGCGUGUGUGGAGAAGAGCUGGAAGGAUAAGGUGAGCAAGGAGUGUCCUCUCUGUAAGAAGAGACACUCAAAGCCAUGGUUACCUCCAGACUUGCCGUUAAAGAUCCUGUGUGAGAAGGAACAGAGAUCUUCAGAGACUCUUUGCAAUCUGCAUCAUGAGAAGCUUAGACUCUUCUGUCUGGACCAUCAGGAGCCGGUGUGUCACAUCUGCAGAGAUUCAAAAAAACACAGCGAGCACCGAUUCAUACCCAUCAAUGAAGCUGCAGAAGAACACAAGAAAAACCUUGAGGAAACUCUGCAGCCCUUAAAGAAGAAGUUAAAGGCUUUUAAAGAAGUUAAAGUGAAGUUUGAUCUUACAGAAGAUCACAUCGGGGUCCAGGCCCGACACACAGAGAGGCAGAUUAAGGAGCAGUUUAAGAAGCUUCAUCAGUUUCUAGCAGAGGAAGAGGAAGCCAGGCUGCGUGCACUGAAGGAGGAGGAGGAGCAGAAAAGACAGAGGAUGAAGGUGCAGAUGGAGGCUCUGAGAGCACAGAUAGCAGAUCUUUCACAAACAGUCAGAGCCACAGAGGACCAGCUGACAGCCCAAGAUGUCUCCUUCCUGAAAAACUACAAGGCUGCAGUGGAAAGAGUCCAGCAGCACCCUUUGCUGGAGGAGCCACAGCUGCCCUCAGGAGCUCUGAUAGACCAGGCCAAACACCUGGGCAACCUGGGCUUCAACAUCUGGACCAAGAUGAAGGACCUGGUCUCCUACAUGCCCGUCAUUCUGGACCCAAACACCACGGGAUCAUUCCUCAUCCUGUCUGAUGAUCUGACCACUGUGAGAGGAGGAGAGGAGGAGCAGCAGCUUCCUGAUAAUCCAGAAAGGUUUGAUUUAUUCAGGUCUGUCCUGGGCUCUGUGGGCUUUAACUCAGGGGCUCAUAUCUGGAACGUCCAGGUUGGAGACUGUGCAUGGUGGAGCCUGGGUGUGAUUGCAGGGUCUGUCCAGAGAAGGGAAGACAUACGGUCUGGAUUAUGGAGAGUAUGGUUCUGGGGUGGUGAAUACAGAGCACAAUCACCACCACAUAGAUCCACUGUUCUUUUAGUGAAGAAUCCUCCAAAGAGGAUCAGAGUAAAUCUAGACUGUAACAGAGGAAAGCUGUUGUUCUCUGAUCCUGAUACUAACACACUCAUACACUCCUUCAAACACACUUUCACUCACAGGAUGAUUCCAUACUUUGAGACUGGGUCUGACUGCCGUCCUCUGAAGGUUUUACCAGAGAAGGUCUCUGUGACUGUGGGACUAAACUAA